Messenger RNA from Ictalurus punctatus (channel catfish), 1049 nucleotides. It is a transcript of the gene tnfa, whose product is annotated as tumor necrosis factor a (TNF superfamily, member 2). Gene Ontology annotation, cellular component: membrane. Gene Ontology annotation, biological process: immune response. Lineage: Eukaryota; Metazoa; Chordata; Actinopteri; Siluriformes; Ictaluridae. Gene Ontology annotation, molecular function: tumor necrosis factor receptor binding. The record is from RefSeq and is marked provisional.
AACUCCAAGUCAGAUAUCCGAACUCUGAAUAUCAACUGCAGGAGCUGCAAUCAGAACGACUAGAUUUCUCCUGAAGGACUAACUACUAAACGACUCAGAGAUGGCCAGUGACAGUCAGGUGGUAUUGGAUGUGGACGGACCCCGGGUGACGAUCGUACGAGAGAAGGCCUCGUGGUCUUCUUCAGGAGUUUGGAGAACCUGUGGAGUCCUUCUCGCCGUGGCUCUCUGCGCUGCCGCCGCUGUCUGCUUUUCUCAAAACAAGACGCAGAACAAACCAGACGAGACCCAAGAAAUCAAGCACUCUCUCAGGCAGAUUUCCCAGACUGCGAAGGCUGCGAUCCAUCUCUCAGGUCACUACAACCCGCAGGUUUCGAACGUAUCUAUGCAGUGGUUCGACAACGCAGACCAGUCCUUCUCUUUAGGCUUGAAACUGGAGGACAACGAGAUCAAGAUUCUCCACGACGGCCUCUACUUCGUCUACAGCCAGGCCUCGUACCGUCUGCUCUGUAAAGCCGAGAGCGACGAGACCGAGGGCGAGGUGAUGCACAUGAGCCACAAAGUGUCUCGCUGGUCUGACUCUUACAGCUCAUGGAAGCCGUUGCUGAGCGCCACCAGAUCGGCCUGCAAGAAAACAACCGAAGAGUACCAGAAAUACUGGUACGGCGCCGUCUACCUCGGGGCCGCGUUCAACCUGGAGGCCGGAGACCGACUGCGCACCGCCAUGGACGAGAAGCUGCUGCCCAAAGUGGAGAGCGCCGGCGGGAAAACCUUCUUCGGAACGUUCUCCUUAUAAAGAUCUAAAAGAUUGUCAUUUUGGAACUUUUGCAAGGCAGAGCCUGACUGAAGAACUGUUGUUUUACAUUAAAACAUACACGCAAAUGAGUUAUCACUUCAACUCAAAUCUUAUGCUUGAGGAGAUUCCUACCGUAACAGAUCAGGAAGUGAAAAAUGAUAAUUAAUUUUUUAUGAUUUAAUGCAUAUUUAUUAUAAACGUAUUUAUUUAUUUAUUCUAUAUUUAUUGAGUGUGUUUUUUUUAAUAUGCAACUUGU